Molecule: messenger RNA, 3546 nt
Organism: Caenorhabditis auriculariae
Lineage: Eukaryota; Metazoa; Nematoda; Chromadorea; Rhabditida; Rhabditidae
Source: the annotation of a GenBank genome assembly
AUGCCGAAAAAAAGAAAAUCUUCAAAUCCAAACGGCUCGAUAGACAAGGUCAGAGACGAGAAACGACGACGACUCAAUGGCGCUGAUUCCGAAGCUCCGUCGACCUCCAACGACACUUCUAGGGAGGUUGGACAACUUUCUAGAGCACAAAGACGUGGUCGGAUUCGCCGCAAAACUUCUGGGAUUCGCAAGCGAAUUUGCGAAUUGGUUAGUGUUUUCAAAUAAUAAAAAACGUGUAGAGAACACAUUUUUUCAGAUUGAAAGAGCUCUUGCGGAUCAUUCCUCUCCUGUAUUGUCUCUUUUCACGUCUUUCGACGAAUGCGGAACUCCACGUAUAAUCGCGAAUUUAUUUAUAAUAGUGAAUUUUUUUUUCCAGGUGCCCUGCUUUCAGAUGUGCUUGAUUUUAUUCAGAAAACGCAAAAGUUGGCAAACGUAUGUUUUAAAAAUGGAAUAUUUUGGACUAACUUGCAAUUUUCAGCUACAUCGAUUGAGCAGAUUCCAAUUGAAGUCGAUUUCCAACAUAACUAGCGAGUUUCGCAUCGAAGAAGACGAGCCGGGCGGAGAGCUCUUCCUCAAAAGGUGGCCGAGUUCGGACGACUACAAUUUACGCACUGUCUACGUUGUGAGUUUUCCCAUGUUCAUUUAAAAAAAAACCAUGUCAAUCAGGACAAUCUACCGGCUGGAUGUACUAUGGGGAAGCUGCAACGAUUAGCCAACAUUUAUGGGAAUGUCGUUCAGGUACAUCGAAUAACAGUCUUCACAAAACCUUUUUUUUCUUAAUUGCCGAGUAUAGUCAUUUUUCUUUCGUUUUCGCAUUAAAAAUAGUUCACGCCAAAGAAAGUAGACACGCUCUUAUUUUUUACCGAAAAACCUAUUUAGAUCAAACAAAAAUAUAGAUAAAAAGAUCUUUUGCUUUUUUAUUCAACAAGAAGUUCAUCAUAACGGAAAACUAUCAAAAAAAAAGACAAAAAAAUGCGUCGCCUCGAGUUUCCGGCCUGCGUACACAAAAAGCCCGUCUUGAAAAUUUACCCACGUCGAGUUAAAAUUGAUUAUUUAGAAUUCCAGGUGCGGCUGGGCCUUCAGCCUCCAAGAUGGAUCUCAGCCAACAAGUACGGGAAGAUGAAUAAGAAAAAAAGUGAGGAGCCAAUAGCUCAACAAGCGGAGAAUGAGCAGAAGGUGUUCCACGCACAGCGACGCGGCGACCUCAUCAACGUCGGCUCUCAGCCUCGUUCGUUCGGCUUCGUCCAGUUCACCGACGUUGACGCAGCUCACAGAAUGAUUGAGGCAAUUUUAUUGAGAAUUUAUGAAUGGAAAAAGGCUCCAUAGAAAUGUUCCUUUUAUGGUGAAAAGGGCUCCUUUUUGCUGCCCUUUUGCGCUAUUUAAUCGACUCUUAUGCACCCUUUUUGCUGCCUCUCCCUUUUUUCCACCAUUUCUUGAGCCUUGGAAUCCCAAAAAAAAAAAAAAUGGAAAACUCGAUAAAAAAGACUCUUUUUGCUCCCUUUCUGUGGCCUUUUUUUAGCCUCUCCCUUUAGCGGCAUUAUCCACCAUCCCGACUUUGCCUACGAAAAGACAAGUCUUUGUUCAGAGGUUCAAGCUGAAUGACCCGCGGAGAAAUGUGGUGGAGGUGGAACAAGAUUCGGAAAGUGUGCUCCAGCGACGGCAUCCUUUCUCCGAAAUGAUUCUCUUCAAGUAUCUUCGGUCGAUCCGGCUGUGAGCUUUUUUUUCACGAAUUAUUCAAAUUUUCAAAAGAGAAAACCUCUAAAAGGAUUUGAGAAUCGAAAAAAUUUUAAGCAUUUUCGAGAUACUUUGACAUGCUGCCAAAAGCACUAUCCGAUUGGAACACCUUUUUUCGUUUCAUAAUUUGAAAAAAAUAAUUUUAGUAGAGAAUCACUUUUUAGUCUGGAAUUUUCACAUUUUGUGGCCUAGUCAUUUAUUUUCGUCAAAGUUGGGUUAAUAACAAAUUUCGCGUUACUUUUUUGCCAUAUACUGGAGCGUCCAGGUCGUUAUUUCGGUAAUGGUAACGAAAGAGUCUGCUAAAAGUUUGAAGUCAAAAUGAGUAGUUUCGUUGGGGCGCACCUCGUUUAGUUUCAAAUGCUUAUUAAGGUACUUAUUCCGUACACGAUUUCAAAACUUUUCAUAUUGCAAUACAACCAUUUCCUACAUUUUCAUCCUAAGUUUUUACGGUAGCUCAAAGAAGUCUUUUUGACCUGUUUCCCAGGGAUGCAAUCCAUCCAAGUCGAACGCGGGGCGUACCGAAAAAACCAACGAAAAAAUCACUUUUUUUAGACUUCACUUCCGGUUACACUCUCAUUUUUUGUUAGAGCAGAAGAAAAGAACAUGGCCUGAAAUAUUAUUUUUAUCAACUUCCAGACUCCGGCUGCGCAGGCGUCGCCGCAGUACGCUGCAGUUUGUUCGCCUUUCGCGAAUUCGCAACAAAUUGCAAGUAUUCAUCCGAAAAGAGGCCCAUUGUCGCAAACAGGACGCGAUUGCUAAUGGCACUUGUCAGUAAACUGCAAACCGUUUUCGUAUAUCUCACGGUUUUCUUUCAGAUACACCAAAAAGAAUCCGCAAUAGAACCCAGUCGAUGGGGCUUCCAAAGAGAAAGGCAGCGUCGUCAUCUGUGCAGUUCGAGGUGAACACGGUCGCCUGCUCUUCAGUGUCUACUUCUGAGAUUUCUUUAACGACCGUUUCCACUGAAUCUGCUCAAAUAACGCUCACCUCAUCGAUAAGCACCGUGUAAGCGAGCUUUUGAAAAAGUCUUCAUUUAAUUUUAAUUAUUUUUUUAUUGAUUAAUUGACGGCUUUAAUGGUGUAAAGUUAGAAAAUAAUCGUGAAAAGCAACUCUCUCAUUUGAGAUUAUUCGUUCUAAUGAAAGUUAUGAUUAAUUUUUUUUAUUGUUUUGUACAAUUUAAUGAAAAUAUCAUGAAUAUGGGAUCAAAAUCUGUUCAGACAAAUUUUGACGAAUAUUUUUACUUUGAAGAUUUUUUUUCACAGCGGAAUUUUUGCAUGUUGAUAUUAUAUGGUAGCUAGACUUUCUGAAAAUUGCACAAUAUAAAUCAAAAAGACUUUUUUUCAGAAAUUAGAAAAGUCAGUGUCAUGAGUUUUCAGAAAAAAAAAAUCUUCGAAAAAUGUCAUUUUUCGCCUUUAGAGAUGCGCAAGAGUUUACGGAAAAGCGACAUCGACGUCGUUCUCGCGGUGGCAAGAAAAAGGCAAAGAAAAGUCGGAAUCCACGCAAGAAAAUGAGUCGUCGUUCCAUUUUUCAUAUCCGUGGCGGACGAGUUCAUCAUUAUUUUGAGCGUACCCAAGUCCUCUCCUUGUAAGUUUUUUUGAAUUGCUCGUAAAAAAAGAAAAAAAUAAACAAAAAAACUUUUUUUGAGAAGAGAUAUAGAAAAUGGUGGCUUUCGAGAUUUUUAUCUUCUUUUUCAGAAAAGAUUACGAGUCCCUUCGUGAAGAAUAUUUGAAGCUGCAAGGUGAAGCCGAAACUUCAUCGAAUUUGCCAGACGACCAAAUUUCACAACUCCAGCCAAACUCUCCUUCAUUGGGCUGA